AUGUCUGAGACACCAACCCAAACCAAGGUGGACACAGCACCAGAGUCAAAGACCGUCCAAGAUGUUGAGGCCCCCACAACAAAGGAUGAUGGAUUUGCAAACAAAACCGGAUUCUGGACACGGAAAAGGAAGACCUGGGCUUUCGGAUGCCUUGGUUUGAUCGCCGUGUUAUUGAUUGUCUUGUUGCCCGUCAUCUUCCUGGUCAUUGUGCCAAAGAUUGCUCAAUCUUCUAUCGACGACUCCGUCCUUACAUUCGUCGACGCCAGCAUCAGCAACCCCCAAAACAACUCGUUUACGCUUUCCGUCAAAAUCGAUGUCACCAAUGCCGGCCACUUUGACGCUACCCUUAUCCACAACUCCCCUCUUACAAUUUCCUGGAUUGGCGGCCUAGACCCCAACGACCAAUCUGAGAAGCCAAUUUUGGAAGUUAACAUGGGUGCUUUCUCAGUUUCUGGCGGCAAAGGCACCAUCGAGCAAACGGUUCAAAACGUUACUGUCCUGAGCCAGCAGGCUUUGACCGGUUUCAACAAAUUCAUGAUCGUCUCCCCCAGCUUCAAAUGGAGGUUGCGAGCUGAUAUGUGGGUCAAGGCUGUUGGCCGCACCUACAAGGGUCUGACGAUGGACAAGGUUGUUGAGCUGAAGGGUAUGAACCAACUCAAGGGCACCGCUAUCCGUCAGUUCCAGCCCAAGGCUGUUCCCGACCCAGCCCAACCUCUCCCCAUCGCUAUGAAUGCCACACUCAACAACCCCUCUCCCAUCGGUAUCGAACUCGACACUAUUGUCUUCAACGUCACUCUUCCCGUACCUGGCACGAACAUCACUCUCCCACUUGGUCAAGCAACUAGCAUCGGGAAGACUAUGCUCAAGUCUGCGGGAGAGACAACCCUGCCUUUGGACGCUGUAUUGGCUCCCACCGGUGCGUUCCCCCCAGCUAUUCAAGCGGCAUUGGGCCAAGUUUUGGGUGGCCAAACCAAUGCGCAUUUGAAAGUUGUGCCCAUCUCCGUUGGCGGUGACAAUCCAGUCUCCUGGGUUGCAGGUGCAUUGAUUGGAUUGCCUCUCGAGGUUGAGUUGGGCAAAGCACCAGCGUAA
This is a messenger RNA of Spizellomyces punctatus DAOM BR117, 1089 nucleotides long. RefSeq lists its product as uncharacterized. The record is from RefSeq and is a predicted model, not a curated record. The transcript has 2 exons. NCBI's taxonomy places the organism in Eukaryota, Fungi, Chytridiomycota, Chytridiomycetes, Spizellomycetales, Spizellomycetaceae. Gene Ontology annotation, cellular component: fungal-type vacuole membrane. The coding region runs from base 1 to 1089 and encodes 362 amino acids.